Struthio camelus australis is the source of this 480-nucleotide messenger RNA. NCBI's taxonomy places the organism in Eukaryota, Metazoa, Chordata, Aves, Struthioniformes, Struthionidae. The record is from RefSeq and is a predicted model, not a curated record.
AUGGGACCAGCCGUUGGGGGGCUUCCACUGGGCAGAGGAGCCCGUCAUCGGCCAAACUUCCGCCCUGCGGAGCUGGUUAACCUUGGGCAGUGGAAGGCAGUGGUGCAUGUGGGUUGGUGGAGAGACCCAUUUUUGCCCACCAGCACUGCCAGCCCUCUCAAACAGGACGAAUACCCCAAGCCAUCUGUCUGGGGACCGCAGCAGCAUCCUCCAUCUGCCCUUCCUUGCCUGCUGAAGCCCUCCCGUACACACAACGUCCCGGUCACUAGGGACAUCACCAGCAGUAAGACAAAGACAGCACGUAUGAGGAAAAUCAAAGGAGACAUGCGGGCUCUGGAGGAGGAAGCCAGGGAGCUCCUCACCGAGCUCCUAGGGAACAUGAGACAUCCGCAGCAGCGGCUGCUCUGGCACCAGCUGAAAGCACCAAGUCCUGAGACAGGGAUUAAACAAAGGGAAUCAUCUUCCCCCCAUCAAAAAUAA